AUGGUCAAGGACAUGGACUAUCCAGAAAUGGAAAAGAUGGAUUUCUGCGAGGUAAUCGUCGAAAGUAUUAAGGAAGGAGCCAAGAAAUGGCAGAAGCACAGGAUGUUGCCUCAGGAAGAAAAGAACAAAAAGCAUCUCAAUGGUUUGGCACAGGGACCAACAUGGAAAGGAACAACAGAGAGGAUCUUCUAUGCCAGCACAGCAACACCUUCGUAUUCAAUACAGAUGAUAUCAGCACAACAACAGGAGCACCAGCAGACGACCAAACUACUACCACCUCCAACCAAGCGCCAGGACAAAGCACAUGUCAGCACGAGUGGAAGCAAGGAACCCAUCACAGGCACCAGCACAGGAUCAGAUGAAAAAAUCGGAAGGAUAGAAGAAAUGUUGAAACAAGGACACGGCAACAGAACGCCACCGAAACAUAAAGGCCAACAACAGCAUGUCGUCAAGAACACAGAGCAAGAGGAUGGAAGCAAUAGAACAAGCAACCCAACAACAGAUAAUGCUCCCUCAAGAGUGUCAACAGGAGCAGUACAAGAGGCGAACAGGAUCGGAGGCAGCAAAGACGUAUUACAAGCACAUCAAAGGGAAGAGGAUGCCCAUGCAAAACAGAAAGUUGAUACAGAAGAGCUUUUCAGCACAAGAGCAUUCCAGAUGACCGAUACAGGGGAGAAAGCCUCAGACACUCCACCUGGUGACACACCCAAGGCUGCCCGCGCCCGCCUCUCUCUCCCCCUCUCCGCCGCCUCUCCCCGAUCCAGAUCCAACCCAAGCGCCCGUCCUCCGCCGCCGCAGCCACGACGUCGCGGCCUGCUCCUCGUGGUGGCCGCGUCGGUGCUCCGCGCCGCGCAGAGCCCCAUCUCGCAGUCGUCGUCGGCCGGCGCGCCCACCGCGUCCCCGCUCCUCCGCCCCGACGUGGACUCUUGCAACCCUCUCUCCAACCCUAACCCUCUCCCUCCCUCAGAUCUCAAUACGCCGCCGCCCCUAUCCCUACCCCCGCGUAGCCCAACCCAAUCCGCCGCCGUCCUCUACCCAGAUCCCUCCCCGCUCCGGCGAGCCCGCCAUGAACCGUCUGCGGGCGGCAGCGCAGCGGGAGCAGCACGGGCUUCACCUCCCCGGGCCGUGUCUCCCCCUUCCACCAUCGCUCCUCCUCCACCUCCUUCACGGCCUCCCUCCCGGGCAGCAGCCUCGACAGGGACGACCUGGAUCCGGACCCGGCCGCGGCCACCACGGAGGCCCUCGCCAAGGUCGACCUCUCCGACGACCCGGACGCCACCGCCACCGCCAAGUCCGGCUCCAGCAAGCCCCGUCAGGCAGCCAGAGGCGGCGGCUGCGACGUGGGUGAUCGCAAUCAACAAGGAGUUCCCGGGCCCCGUCGUCAACGUCACCACAAACUACAACGUCGCCGUCAACGUCCUCAACAGCCUCGACGAGCCGCUCCUCAUCACCUGGGACGGCAUCCAGCAGCGGAAGAACUGCUGGCAGGACGGUGUGCUGGGCACCAACUGCCCCAUCCCGCCCGGAUGGAACUGGACCUACAACUUCCAGGUCAUGGACGACGCGUGCAAGUCGCUCGACUAUCCAGAAGACCAGACCUGUGCUUUCAGUUCAGUUUCGUCAGAUAUAUCUGCUGCCAUGCUCUUCUAUUUGUAUUCAGUUUGGUCAGACUUGUGGUUCCUGGACGGCCUUGGCUAUCCUAUCUAUCUCAGCUUCAUCAGUUAGGGGCAAUCAAUGUAGUAGUAGUGUAACGUUGAUUUGCAUCUUAUCUUAUCUGUGGGAAAAAUGAUCGAAUCGAAUUGCAGGAGCUAUCUUAAUUAGCUUCAUCUGUUCGGAUCAUGUGUCAAUCAUAUUAGCUGUGAUGCCAUUUUUAUGUUCGUAUUAGCUGCAUCUUAUUUGUGUUUCCCCAGUUUAUGAAUCAUGUUUUCGUUUACGUGCCGUAAGAAGGCUGUAUUUGGUAAUCACCCAAAAUGCCUCUCUUUUUUUAGCUGAUGAAUCGUCCUACAUGCACAGUUUGCUUGAUGUCCGUGUUUAUCCAGAUUCCAGAAUGUUUGAUUGCAACAUUCUAUUGAAGAUUGAAGUAUAGGACCAGCGUACAUGAUUUGGAACCUUUUGGUUUCGAUCAGUUGCUGCUGCUGAUUUAAUGCCUAUGCUCACGCUGCUGUUGAUUAAAUGCUUAUGUUGUUGCUGCAUGCUUAUGCUACUGAUUCAAUGCUUAGGAAUUGAUUGAAUUGAACCUGCUGUAAUCCUUCCUGUUCUACUUGUAUUUAAUUUUUGGGUUUCUAUUUGAUUUUUUAGUCUGUUAUAUACGGUUCAUCUUCAGUUUCUUCUGUAACUUGCUUGGAGCUUAGAAUACACAGCCCAACUAGUCUCAUAUACAACUAAGACCAAUGAUUCAUGCUGAAUUCUGUAUAUAUAUGUAUGUGUUGGAUUGGAGAACCACUCGAGGAGGGAGGGAGGAAGCACGGAAGGUCACCAUGGACCUCGCCCAACUCCCACCCAUCUUCCUGCCUGCAGCUGUAGGCCAAAUAAAGGAUGUUGUUCUCGGUGGAGUUGCGCUUGAGGAUGAGCAGAGAGAGAAAUUUAAUCAAAUCCAAUAGCUUCACUCGUGUCUGCCACUGCUCAUUGUCGUGUUGACAGAGCGUUCACCCGAUGGCGGAAUACCACGCCGCAGUGUGGGCAGUCGGCGGUUGCGCUAUAUACGUGAGUGACAAACCCGAAAACCAUGACUUCGAUCUGCUGAGGAAGCUUGUGUUUCCUGACGGAUCAAUCCUGCGAGCCAAACUGCCCGGGAGACAAACUACACUACCGUUGUCGCGGAAAUUCCGUGCGAUGGAAGCUUCUAGAGCCUGCUGGUACUUCCUAGCCAGAAGCCCCACGAGCUCGACGUCCAGCCCUACAACCACCACCCCACGCACAAGCAGGUGCUCUGCUCUUGCUCACGUCUAGCACCGUCUCCGGCGUGGUGGUGCUUCUUGAGGCGACCGGCGUGACGGCGGCGAUCACAAGCUCUCUGCUAUGAGUAGACGUCAACGAUGCCUACUUGCUUGGCUGCUAAAGUGAUGCAUGCGCCGGUCAAGCAAGCACACAUGCAUAUACGUACAUGUUAGGAUAGUAGCAGAUGUGCCAUAAUUCCUGUGUAAGGAAAUGUAUUCCUGAGAUGAUUUUGUUAUGUUAUCUAAACCCGGGAGAUGUCUUAUGUGAUGUGAUAUGAUGGAUGAUCUGAAUUCGACAUUGAGUUUUCCUGAUUUGAAUA
Molecule: messenger RNA, 3256 nt
Organism: Triticum aestivum (bread wheat)
Lineage: Eukaryota; Viridiplantae; Streptophyta; Magnoliopsida; Poales; Poaceae
Product: formin-like protein 6
Exons: 12
Coding region: 1-1725 (574 amino acids)
Molecular function (GO): oxidoreductase activity; copper ion binding
Source: RefSeq, a predicted model, not a curated record